Messenger RNA from Carassius carassius (crucian carp), 685 nucleotides. RefSeq names its product C-C motif chemokine 20-like. The transcript has 4 exons. Gene Ontology annotation, cellular component: extracellular region. Gene Ontology annotation, biological process: chemokine-mediated signaling pathway; lymphocyte chemotaxis; G protein-coupled receptor signaling pathway. Lineage: Eukaryota; Metazoa; Chordata; Actinopteri; Cypriniformes; Cyprinidae. Gene Ontology annotation, molecular function: chemokine activity; CCR chemokine receptor binding. The coding region runs from base 70 to 414 and encodes 114 amino acids. The record is from RefSeq and is a predicted model, not a curated record.
UGCAACUGAUCUUAUCGCUCACUAUAUAAGGCCCUGCACUGCUAAAGCAAACAUAUGUGACUGACAGAAAUGCGCUGCAUAAUGUCUCUGUUCACCAUCACUCUAAUCAGCAGCGUUCUUCUGAGCCUGUUCCCUCACACUCCAGAAGCAUAUGGGCCGCUGAACUAUGCCUGUUGUGUGAAAUACACUCAAAAUCCUUUGCCCUUUGGUGUGAUCAAGGGCUUCAUGGAGCAGAAAUCCACCGAGGUGUGUCGCAUAGACGCCAUCAUCUUUAUCACCAAGAACAACAAGAAGGUAUGUGCGAGUAUUAAGGAUCAGUGGGUGAGAGCAGCACUUGCACGUCUGAGGUCCAAAUUAGAGAAACUGACUGAAGAGGGAAAUCAGCAUCUCACCACUGCUGGAUCGAAACCCUAGAUUCCCACAACCAGCAAAAGCUAAUGAAGCUUUUGCAAAUAACAUGGCUUUAACAAAAAAUUAUAACAUAUGAAGGCAGAUUCUAUUAAUUACUGAUGAUUAUCCUCGUACAUCAUGCUUUAAAUUCUUUUCUGACUAUACAUGUAUAUCCUUUAUAAUAAUAAUAAUGAUAAAAACUGUUUUAUACAUAACUAUUUUUUUUCUACAUUUUAUUAUAUAAUUCAGUCUGUAAUGAUGUACAGAUUUGUCUUAAACAGCAAUAAUGAAAGAA